Messenger RNA from Striga hermonthica, 789 nucleotides. Lineage: Eukaryota; Viridiplantae; Streptophyta; Magnoliopsida; Lamiales; Orobanchaceae. The record is from the annotation of a GenBank genome assembly.
AUGGAGGGCGGAUACAAUCCUCGAACUGUUGAAGAAGUUUUUAGGGAUUUUAAGGGUCGAAGAGCUGGAAUUGUCAAAGCCCUUACUACAGAUGUUGAAGAAUUUUACCAGCAGUGCGAUCCUGAGAAAGAGAAUCUAUGCUUGUAUGGAUUUCCUAGCGAGCAAUGGGAGGUGAAUUUGCCAGCUGAGGAAGUACCUCCUGAACUCCCUGAGCCUGCUCUGGGCAUCAACUUUGCUAGAGACGGAAUGCAAGAAAAAGACUGGCUAUCACUAGUUGCUGUCCACAGUGAUACUUGGCUGCUUGCUGUUGCCUUCUAUUUUGGUGCUAGAUUUAAAUUUGAUAAAAGUGACAGGAAGCGACUAUUCAACAUGAUCAAUGACCUCCCUACUGUGUUUGAAGUCGUGACUGGUGCAGCCAAGAAGCAGCAGAAAGAGAAAUCUUCAGUCUCAAAUCACAGUAGCAGCAAGUCUAAGUCGAACUCCAAAUCACGAGCAUCUGAAACUCAGCCGAAGAUUCCGAAGCAGCCACAGCCUAAAGACGAGGAUGAGGACUUGGAUGAGCACGAGGAAGAAGAAAACGAGGAAGAGGAAGAAGAUGACGAGCAUGGGGACACGUUGUGCGGCGCAUGUGGGGACAACUAUGCUUCGGACGACACAUUCUGGAUAUGCUGUGACAUAUGCGAGAAGUGGUUUCACGGCAAGUGUGUCAAGAUUACCCCUGCACGGGCUGAGCACAUCAAGCAGUACAAAUGCCCCUCAUGCAGCACCAACAAGAGGGCACGCCCGUAA